GCUCCUGAACCCGGCUCAGAAGACUCUAUAUCAGGAUGUGAUGUUGGAGAACUAUCGCAACCUGGUUUCCAUCGCCUGCAGAUUUUGAAUCACCUUCAGCUUAGAGGAAGGAGCAAGAAGUUCCUGGAUUGGGUAUUAUUAUUUCUGGGAUGUCCUCAUGAGAGACUGAAAUGUGUGAGCAUCAUUGGAGCUGAUCCAGAUAGACAAACAUAGAGCAUCCCAGUUGCCGGCAGUGUCCUAAGGACCAAAGAAAAUGACCAAGGCUCAGGAAUCACUAACAUUCAAUGAUGUGGCUGUAAAGUUCACCUGGGAGGAAUGGCAGCUCCUGAACCCUGCUCAGAAGAUGCUAUAUCAGGAUGUGAUGUUGGAGAACUAUCGCAACCUGGUUUCCAUUGAGACCCCAAAAGUUAAUGAUCAUUUGCUUGAUCAGUCGCAACAUGAAAGGAACAUCGACAAAACUGAACAGUUCUAUAAAUUUAAUACAUUGGAAAAUAUUCUUCAUCAGCACAAAAACAAUUUCCCUCUAAAGGAAAAUUAUGAGAUAUUUGGCAUUCAUGAAAAAAUAGUAAAACCAGAUUUAAUCAUUCCAGUAUUAAAUCAAAAGAUUAGUAGCCAAAUAAAGAAGUCAAUUGUGGUCAAUGGAGAUGAAAAAACUGUUUUGAAUGUUGAAGAAGACCAAUUUUGUACUGAAGUGAAAUUCUCUGUGUGUGAAAAAUCCAGUAGCAUGAAGUCACAAUGCAUUCAGCAUCAGGAAUCUGACAAAUUUGAGAAACCAGGCAUAGGUAAUAAAUGUGGGGAAAACUUCAUCAAGGAGUGGUUCCUCUGUGAGGAUGUACUAGAUAAAACCUAUGAAUGCAGUCAGUGUGGGCAGAAAUUUGACAGAGUAUUCAAACUCACUGCACAUUGUCAAACAGCUCAUAAAGGACAAAAACCAUAUACAUGCUUGGAAUGUGGCAAAGCUUAUCACAGUAAGUCAUACCUCCAGGAACAUCAGAAAACUCAUGUGGCAGGGAUGCCCUGUGUAUGCGGUGAAUGUGGGAAAACCUUCAACAGGAACAGUGAUCUCAGUGCUCAUCAACGAACUCAUAGUGGAGAGAAAGCCCAUGUACGUGGUGAGUGUGGUAAAGCUUUCAGCAGGAAGCAAUGCCUUACAGCACAUCAGACAUUUCACACAAGAAAGAAACUCCAGGUAUGUGGUGAAUGUGGAAAAACCUUUAUCAAGAAGCAUGCUCUCACUAUUCAUCAGCGAACUCAUACUGGAGAGAAACCCCAUGAAUGUGGUGAAUGUGGAAAAGCCUUUGUCACGAAGAAAGUUCUCACUGUUCAUCAGCGAAUUCAUACUGGAGAAAAACCGUAUGUGUGCGGUGAGUGUGGUAAAGCUUUCAGCCGGAAACGAUGCCUUACAGACCAUCAGGCAUUUCACACAGGAGAGAAACCCCAUGUAUGUGGUGAAUGUGGAAAAGCCUUUAUCAGGAAGACUGUUCUCACUGAUCAUCAGCGAACUCAUACUGGAGAGAAACCCCAUGUAUGUGAUGAAUGUGGAAAAGCCUUUGUCAUGAAGAAUGCUCUCACUGUUCAUCAGCGAACUCAUACUGGAGAGAAACCCUACGUAUGUGGUGAAUGUGGCAAAGCCUUUAUCACGAAGAAUACUCUCACUGUUCAUCAGCAAACUCAUACUGGAGAGAAACCCCAUGUAUGUGAUGAAUGUGGAAAAGCCUUUACCAGGAAGAAGAACCUGACUGUUCAUCAGCGAACUCAUACUGGAGAAAAACCAUAUGUAUGUGGUGAUUGUGGUAAAGCUUUCAGCCGGAAGCGAUACCUUACCGCACAUCUGACAUUUCACACAGGAAAGAAACCCCAUGUAUGUGGUGAAUGUGGAAAAGCCUUUAUCAGGAAGACAGUUCUCACUGCUCAUCAGCGAACUCAUACUGGAGAGAAACCCUAUGUAUGUGGUGAAUGUGGAAAAGCCUUUAUCACGAAGGAUGCUCUCACGAUUCAUCAGCGAACUCAUACUGGUGAGAAACCCCAUAUAUGUGGUGAAUGUGGAAAAGCCUUUACCUGGAAGAAUGCUCUCACUGUUCAUCAGCGAACUCAUACUGGAAAGAAACCCCAUGUAUGUGGUGAAUGUGGCAAAGCCUUUACCUGGAAGUAUGCUCUCACUGUUCAUCAGCGAACUCAUACUGGAGAGAAACCCCAUGUAUGCGGUGAAUGUGGAAAAGCCUUUAUCAGGAAGAAUGAACUCACUGCUCAUCAGCAAAGUCAUACUGGAGAGAAACGUUAUGUAUGCGGUGAGUGUGGUAAAGCCUUAAGCUGUAAACAAUCCCUUAUAGCACAUCAGACAUUUCACACAGGAAUGAAACCCCAUGUAUGUGGUGAAUGUGGGAAAGCCUUUAGCUGGAAGACUGUUCUCACUGCUCAUCAGCGAACUCAUACUGGGGAUAAACCCCAUGUAUGUGGUGAAUGUGGCAAAGCUUUUAUCACAAAGAAUGAACUCACUACUCAUCAGCGAACUCAUACUGGAGAGAAACCUUAUGUAUGCAGUGAUUGUGGUAAAGCUUUCAGCUGGAAGGGAUCCCUUACAGCACAUCAGACAUUUCACACAGGAAAGAAACCCUAUGUAUGUGGUGAAUGUGGAAAAGCCUUUAUCAGGAAGAUUGACCUCACUGUUCAUAAGCGAACUCAUACUGGAGAGAAACCUCAUGUCUGUGGUGAAUGUGGAAAAGCCUUUAGCAGGAAGAAUAACCUCACUGUUCAUCAGCGCACUCAUACUGGGGAUAAGCCCCAUGCAUGUAGUGAAUGUGGAAAAGCCUUUUCCUUGAAGAAGGACCUCACUUUUCAUCUGCGAACUCAUACUGGAGAGAAACCCUAUGUAUGCGGUGACUGUGGUAAAGCCUUUAUCAGGAAGGAUGGUCUCACUGCUCAUCAGCGAACUCAUACUGGAGAGAAACCCCAUGUAUGCGCUGAGUGUGGUAAAGCCUUUAUCAGGAAGGAUGUUCUCACUGCUCAUCAGCAAAUUCAUACUGGAGAAAAACCUUAUGUAUGCGGUGAGUGUGGUAAAGCUUUCAGCAGAGAGCGAUCCCUUACAGCACAUCAGACAUUUCACACAGGAAUGAAACCCCUUAUAUGUGGUUAAUGUGGGAACACCUUUAUCUUGAUGAAUGAACUCACUGUUCAUCGGCAAACUCAUACUGGAGAGAAACCCCAUGUAUGCGCUGAGUGUGGUAAAGCUUUCAGCCAGAAACGAUGAUUCACCGCACAACAGCUAUUUCACACAGGAGAGACGCCCUUUGCAUGACAUAAAUGUGGAGAAAAAUCAUAUCUGGAAGUCAAGUAUCAUUCCAUAUGAGAACAUUCUUAAUGAGAAAACCUUUCAAUGGUGUAAGUGUAACGAAGCUUUCAAAACACAGGAAGAGGCACUAGGGUUUGGCCUGGGCUGUGUGUGGGACCAAGCAAUUGUGACUUACAAUGUGGCUACCCAUGCAGUGAGUUGCUGUCCCUCUACUGACAUGGCCCACCAUUGUGGGGAGAGGGAGAGGGGCAUCCAGACCUUCACAGGGCACACGGGCACCUCAUUGCUCUUGCAGCUCCUGUUUCUGAAUCACAGCUAUACCGAGCAGUAGAGUGCCUACUCAGAUGCCAGGAGUGCCUGCCCCACCUGCAUUCUCUUUGUUACCCCCCAGAGACAGCACAAAAGUAACAUAAAGUAAGAAUGAAGCAAAUAGAAGACGUUUGGGAACAAUUAGUCCAGAUGAUGAAUGGACCACAGCGAACCUCAGCCUCCACAACCCUGAGAACGGAAGCCCUAGAUGGUGCCCAGCUACCACUGCUAAUUACUUGAAAAGGAUCAAAAAAUAAAAAAUAAAUAAAAUUUAAAAAAAAGAAAAGGAUCACUACAGAAGGACCUGAGUAGAGUGGGAGCACAAAGUGGACCAAAACCCAAAAUCAUAGACUAGGCUUACUGGUCUGAUGGAUACUUGCAAUCCCAACGAUGGCCCUUAGCAGCUUCACUCCCGGAACUGUACUCCCUCCUCUGACUCUGUUUUCAACCAAAAAAAUAAACGGGCUUGGAGGGGAAGAAUAACAUUCGAGAGGUACACACUCCACAGAAUUACCAAGCGUACAAAAUCAAAAUGACAGCAUUUGCUAAUGAAUAAACUCUUGAAAGCAGGAAGGGAUGGGAAAGGAUGAAUAAUAAUGAGGAAAAAACAGGGAGGGCGGAAGUGGGAAGAGUGCUGGUCUGUCUUGGGGACUGCAAUCAAUGUACGAA
Molecule: messenger RNA, 4267 nt
Organism: Echinops telfairi (small Madagascar hedgehog)
Lineage: Eukaryota; Metazoa; Chordata; Mammalia; Afrosoricida; Tenrecidae
Product: zinc finger protein 615-like
Exons: 4
Coding region: 254-3133 (959 amino acids)
Biological process (GO): negative regulation of transcription by RNA polymerase II
Molecular function (GO): DNA-binding transcription repressor activity, RNA polymerase II-specific
Source: RefSeq, a predicted model, not a curated record